GGCUCGAGCCUCGUUUCUCUGGUCCUGGGGCUCGAGCCCAGCGUUGCCAGAUGAGCGAGAGCCAUUGCACCUCGAAUGGAAAACUUGGAAUGAACCAUUGCUGCAUGAUGUAUAAAAUGAACGUCAUACUUGAUCUGUCUCCUCGAUUUAUUUAUUUUAACGAGCAUUUGAACAUAAUUUAUUGUUAUGCAAGGAUUUAACGUACCAAAAAGAUGAGUGGAUGCUACUGUUAUCACAGCAUAACUCAGCAAUUGAACGGCCACCAUACUUUCAGCAUGCGAAGAUUCCCUGCACGUGUGGUCUGAUGCCCCUCUCUUGCUUCCUGAAUUUUGGAUUACCGAGACUACACAAGGAUGGAGGGUCGAGAUUUUGCGGCCCCCGCACACCUUCUAUCAGAGCGGAGUGCACUAGUACAUCGUGCCGCGACUCGGAUCUCCUCUGCAGGCCACAGCUCUGUCCAACACGCCAGUCAUUUUCCAGCAGGAAAAUACUACCCCUCUCACAUACAGAUGCCCUCACAUUCAGGCAGUGGACUGGUGGGAAACUCGUCCUCCUCCUUCAUGGGCUCCUUCCUGGCCAGUGGCUUGGGCUCGGCCCCGUCUCACCCUCCCCAUCCCUCCAGGCCUCCAUCCUCCCCCUCCUCCCACUCCAGCACCUCGCAGAUCUGGUUCCCCCACUCACAUGAAGCGGCUACAGGGUAUCCUCGUUUCUCAGGGACACUCACCCACACCUUCCUUCCCAUGGGCCCUUUGGAUCACCAUGCCAACAGUGGCGUCCUCUAUGGCCAACACCGUUUCUAUGACACCCAAAAAGAGAAUUUCUACUUGAGAGGGCUACCCUCUCAACCUCUCCUAUCGGCCAAUCAUAGCAUGCCACCAAUCUCCAGGGUGGGGCAAGGGGGAGGUUCUAGUGCAAAAACCCCUGAGCGAGGCAUGUCCGUGUCUAGCCGGCAAAAGGAGCCAAUGAGCAGCAAGCAGGAAGCCAAGCAGAGACAGCAGCACCAAUCCCAUCAGCUCCAGCAGACGCAGACUCCGCAGAGCGGCCCAGGCCAACACCAACACCCCCAGCAACCCACCCACCCGCAGGCCCAGCGGCUGCACCAGCACACCCCGCAGCCCCCGCAUCAGCACCCGCACCACGGCCACCACCACCACCACCACCACCACCACCACCACCACCAGCACCCCGCCACGCACCCCGCACUCAGCAUGGAGGACGGCAGCAUGCACCCGGGAGCCCCGCACCCUCAGGCAGUGGCCACGCCGCUCAGUGCCUGCCUGCUCAACAGCAAAUCUCCCAGCAGCCACUGCGGCGGUGGAGGCAGCGGAGGUGGCAGCGGAGGUGGCGGCGGUAGCGGCAGCGGUGGUGGAGGCGGCGGCGGCGGCUCCAAGAGCUCCAGCUGUGGCGAGGGCGUCGGGGGCCCGUUCCCGGACCGUGUGCGGGGCGAGAUGCGGAUCAGCGAGCAGCCGAGCGUGGCAGACUGCGUCCAGCGCAAGCAGGGCCUGCAGCACUCGCUGCCGUACGCCGCCCUUCCGCCGCACACACUGCCCCCUGCUGGCAGCGCCGGGCACCCGCGGGGCUUCCAUUGCUUGCAGUUCCACCCGCACCACCCUCACGCACACGGACACUACAACCCCCCUCACCCGGAGCUCCUCUACCCCCACCCGCCCGCACCCUUACCCAAUCCCCCCAUGCCCCACAGGACUGGCCCUGCACUGGUUGAGCAGAAGGCCGCCGUGCCAACAUUCGGGCCAACUGUCAGGCAGCCCGGUGAAAAGGCCAAUGGGUCUUUUCAACUGGGCAGCCCGGAGUGCCAUGUUAUUGGCAGUGGGGGUGGCAGUGCCAAAGAGAAGGCUUUGCAGAAGAGUGGUGGCAGCGAUGGGCAUGCUCAGGCGUGGCACAGAAAGCAGAUGUCCUACAGGAAGGCAGAGAAAGGCCCCGACUGGGCUCUCAGCCAUCAACAGCUCCAACAGCAACAACAACAACAACAGCAACAGCAACAACAGCAACAGCAACAGCAACAGCAGCAACAACAGCAACAACAGCAACAGCAGCAACAGCAGCAGCAACAGCAGCAGCAGCAGCAGGCGGCUCAGCUUCAGAGCAGGACCCCACAGGCGUCCCCCGCACGCUCCCGCAGCGUAGAUCCAGACCCCUCUAGAGCCCCUCCAGCUCAGCAGCCCAAAGCCAGCCACCAGCAGCAGCAGCAGCAGCAGCAGCAGCAGCUCUACGUCACCGCUCAGGCCUACAGGGACUGCUCGCACCCGGGGCCCCCUCCAAACCACUCGCCCCUGACGGCUAAACCUCUGGAUGGACGCAGCGGUGGCGGGAGCGGCAGCUGUUCCAUGCAGAGGGACGGGCAGAAGGUCGCCCGAAUCCGGCACCAGCAGCACGGCCGAACAGGCUCCGGCACACCUGGUCUGGAACCAGCGCCGACUAAUGGAGGUCACGACCCCAAGAGAAAGAUAGACCUGACCCACAAUCCGGCCCACAGCCUCAAUCCCAGCACCAACCAGAACCAAACUCACCACAACCACAACCCUAACCACAGCCACAACACCAACCAUAACCCCAAUCAUAGUCACAAUACCAACCAUAACCAUAACACUAGCCAUAACCCAAACCCAAACCUGCAGUACAGCUACUCUCGGCAAGGGCAUCCGCCUCCAGAGGUGCAGCCAUGGCCCACUACUCCCCAGCGGCCAGACACCCAGCGGCAGCAGCAGCAGUCGGCGGUCUACAUGAGUUCCAUCAGUGCUAAUGGAGCCAGACAGCACCCUGCCAUGGCCCCCCCUGUUCCUGUUCCAGUCCCUCUAGCCCCUGGGCCCGGUCCCCCAGCCAUUCCUCCUGCCCCAGCCCUGGCACACAGGCCUCCCCAAGGCCCCCCCCAAGGGACUCCCCAAGGCCCCGCCCAAGGGCCCCCCCAAGGGCCUCCAGCGACAGAUACAGGGGCCAUGAAGAACCUACUGAAGUACACCACCCAGCAGCAGCAGCAGCAGCCUCUCUCCCAGAAGACUCCGUUCGGAGGACUGGGGAGCCUGAAGACCAGCUGCUCCCUGCAGGGCACCAAGCCUGUGUUGCCGCCCCGGAGGUCGUCGUCCAGCGACGGUCAGCGGGCCGACUGCGGCGGGCGAGGCCGCGAACUGAGCGAGACUGUGCACGGCGAGGGGGAGGUGCGGCAGCCGCCCGUGGGGAUCGCUGUUGCCGUGGCGAGGCAGCGGGAGCCUCCCUGCCGUAUGACGGACAGCCAGAGCAGGGGGAGAGGGCAGCCUGCCGUGAAGGAGUCUCCAUCCGAGGAGGACAGGGGGAGAAUGAGGGACCAUAUGGCUCUUCACAGAGACACGUUUAUCAGGGAUAAUAAGGACAGGCUGGAAUUCGCUCGGAUUCAUCCCUCCAACAGUUGCCAUGGAGACUUCAGCUCUCACCUCAUGGGGUCAGGCGGGUCCGCUCUGCAGGAGCAAACUGCACACGCACACUCCGCUCACCACCAUUGGAUGGCGCAGACAGGAAGCCCCUCCCUCUGGAUGUCUGGCCACUCUUAUACAGGUCUGAGUCACUCUGCGCUGCACCAGAGCCUCCCUCCUGGCUUCCCGGCAUCUGUGCCGCCCCCCCUGCAGCCUGUUCUCCCGCUGCCCCAGGACCCCCCGGCCCUGGUCAUGCUGCCCCCUGACAACAGCACACACACCGCCUCACACCUCGAUGUGAUGGACUCCUCGGCUCUCUGGCCUCCGGUGUUCCGGCCUCAGGGUCCAGCCCACAUGCAGCAUCCCGCUGUGUUCUCCCGCCAACAGUUACUACGGCAACAAGAGCUGUAUGCACUCCAGCAGCAGCAACAACACCAGAGCCAGCAGCCACAUAGAAACAACAAUCACGCACAGGUCCAGAGGAAGCCAGAAGAGGGUGCUGUGGAGCUGCAGGACAUCCUGUCCGAGCCACGGAGUCCCGCGGGGGGUCAGCACUUCUACAACCAGUCCAGCAUGGCGGCCCCCACCACGCACCUCUCCCCCUGCUGCCAGUCGCCCUGUCUUCGGCCGCACCCUCAGAGCACGCCGUCCACCCCCUGUCCCGCCAUCAGCCCGUCUCCCUCGCUGCCCCCCAAAUCGGCAGAGCCACAGGGUCAACCUCCGCACGACUACCCACAAUCCCUAGAGCCGGACCUGCCCCCAGGUUAUACAUAUCCUGCCAUGAACAUCGCCUAUAGGGGAGACCCCUCCCCUCAGGACGUGCCAUUGGCUGAGCCUGCUGAUUUGAAUGCCGUUCAAGCCGAACCUACAGAGCAUGACCCGCCCACUCUCUCUGGUCUGGGGGAGGAGUUUGAGUGUCAGACAGUGAGACCCCUCCCACAACAGGAAGUAGUGAAGGCGGUGGAGGAGAGGGCGGCCCAAGAGGAAGAGGUGGAGGAGGAGGAGGAGAAGCAGUUAAGUGGGUCGGGUGGUGUGGGCGUGGCUGUGGCUGUGGGGAGCAUGGUGAUUGGCUGCUGCGCUCCUUUGGAGCUUGACCCAGCCACCCGUCCGGUCAGUCCUGCUGCAGAGGCGUCUCCCAGCAGCGACCCAGCCUGCGAACCCGCUGUCACCUUCGACCCGAUGGUGACCUCUGACCCUUCAGUGGCCACUUCCACUCCAGUCAUCUGUGACUCCGCCGAGAUCUCUGAACCCCUGGCGACGUCCGACCCCUCGGAUGCCUGUGAACUCCCGAUCCCACCACACCCGUCAGCCACCGGCGAGACCACAGUCCACCCGGACUCCAUCGCCGUCGUCGUGGAGCCGGAGGACACAACGUCAGACACAACAGCCAACUGUCACCCUGCCACGACCUCUGAACCCCUGACGAACUGCGAGGAUGAAGGCAGCUGUGAGGCCCUGGAGCCGAAGGGAGAGAAUGAGCCUUUGGAGGACACCCAGGAUGCAGCGUGUGUCAACGGCAAGGAGGAGGCGCGCAGUGAUUCGCUGAGCUGUUGGAGUCUGGAGCUACUGAUCGCUGCGGCCUUCUGUGGGGAUGCGCCGCCCCCAUCCCCCGCACCCCUCACCCCCUCCAGCCCACCGCACCACGGCAUGGAGCUGCUCAGCGAGCUGGCAGAGCUGCAGCUACACAGCUACAGCACCGCCAACAGCCAGGAGGGGGAUGGCUUGACCUUUGACCUGCGGAGUCUGGCGACGCUGGCAGUGGCCCGUGCCCUGGAGCUGGGCUCGGUAGAGAAGCUGAGGGAUGCUGGGAAGCCCUGCCUCGCCCGGCGAGCCAUCAACCUGCGCAGGAAGUGCAGCUGGACCCCUCGCCACGAACAGGCUGGUCCAGUGAAGGUGGGCAUGGAGGCGGGCGAUGGAGAAGAGCUGGCAAUGCGGAUGAGACUGGCAGAGCUGCAGCGGCGCUACAGAGAGAAACAGAGAGAGCUGGCCAAACUACAGAGGAAGCACGAGAACCAAAAAGAGGAGCCUCCCCGCAGUCCUGUCCGACGGGGACCAGGUCGGCCCCGUAAGCGUAAGCUGGCCCCAAGCCUCAGUCCCGCUGCCUCCACAGACACCCAGAGAAGAGGAAAAUCGAUGCCAUCAGGCUUCUGUCUGUCUGGAGGGCCUCAGAAGAAGAGGACCAAGCCCAGCAGCCAGGACUUUGGGCGUCUCAGCUCCACAGAGAGCUCGUCUGUGGGUCGUGAGAAACGAGGAUCUGACCAGCAGGUGUGUGUGCUGAGGCAGAAACGAGGCAGAAGGCCAAGAGAGGGAGCAGCCAUGGAAAGACACACUAACACCACCAACGAGUCAGAGGGGCAGAGUGACACAGACAGCUGGCAGGGCGGAGUCGCUAAUAAAGGCCGCAGCAGGAGGAAGAGUCCUGCUUCAUCAUCAUCAUCCUCACGACCACAGCUAUCUAGACCCGGGCGCCCACGGCGCAUCAGGCAGGAAGUGAUGUCACCUUCCGACAGCCAAUCAUCUGGGCAGGAGGAUGAAGAGGUGGACAGCUAUGACAGUGAUGAUGGACAGGACCUCAGAGCUCCGCCUUUGAGUGAAGCUCCGUCAGCCUUAACGGUGACAGGUGCCACGCCUUCCUCGGUGGUGAAGCUGGAGGCCAAUCAGAAGGCCCGGAAGAAGAGAGAGAGACAGGAGCUCUAUGGGUGUGUGGGCGUAUUUGCCGCAGGCGAGGAGGUGAAGGUGAGGAGGAGUGCCCCCUGUGGGAAACGAGCGGUCACUGCAGUCAAGAGGAGAGUGGGGAGGCCACGGCGCGAACCCACCGACUUCCUGACCUCCUCCAGCAGCAGCGAGAGGCUCAAGAGGGCCACACGGAGGAGCACUGUACUCAGGAGGAGUAGCUGGUCUGCACUCUGUGACGUGUCUCUGAGGAGCCAAAGAAGCAGAGAGAGACAGGCUCGAUCAGUGAGUCAGCUUCUGAGGAACCUGGCCGCAGAUGAAGACUGCACACUAGAGGGCGAUAGCAGCUUCUCAGAGGAGGAGAGCAAAGUUACGCUACCUAACUGUGUCCUGACCAAAGACCUGCUGAUGGAUGGACUGAAUAUAUUGAUCUCUAAAGAGGACGAGCUUCUGUAUGCUGCAAGAGUCCACAACUACAAUCCACCAGACUGUUACAGUGUGUUCGUUGAUGGAGAGAGAGGCGGCCAUGCUAAGAUCUACUCACGGGAGAAACUACUCCAGGGGGCGGUUUUGGACGUGUCUCCAAAGACUGAGGCGAUGUUGAGAGAGGGGACAAGAGUGUGUGCUUACUGGAGCGAGCGCUCUCGAUGCCUCUACCCUGGCUAUGUUCGCAGAGGUGGUGCAUGGGCGGGGGCUGAUGGGAAGAUGGGUGGGGUCAUGGUGGAGUUUGACGAUGGAGACCGCGGGCGGAUCUCUCUGGGUCACAUACGCCUGCUGCCGCCUUCCUACCAGAUCCAAUAUGUGCAACCAGACCGCCACCUGCUGGAUGGUUGUGGAAUAGGCAGACAAACUUCAGCACCGUCUCUGCAGAGUGAGGCUGCUUUUGUUCAGAAACCAAAGCGAGGGAGACCCAAAGGGUCUGGGAAGAAGAAGCUGACCAAUAGCACAGCACCGGUGCUGAGCUGGCCCCCCGUCUGUACCAGGAGAUCCAAGGAGAACCUGUUUCAGCUGGGACUCCCCAGGAGCUCGCGCCUCGCCCAGCCGCCCACCUCGGCCUUGGCCCCCGUCCACAGCCUCUUCAGCAGCCGCUCCUUCGAGGUGGACUCCUUCAGCAGCAUCGCCAAGAGCUACGGCUGCUCCUCCUCUUUUUGCUCCCCGGCUCCGGGCUCGGCCCCCGGGAGCCACAGGGACCCCAGAAGCAGCGGCGGCGGCGUCUCCUCUAGGAGGAGGCGCGUGGAGGUGGGCGAGGCGUCCAGGAGCGGUCGGAGGCCGGAGUUCAUGGUCAAGCUGGACCACGAGGGCGUGACGGAGGCCAAGACCAAGAGCGGUAAAGUCCUGCAGGCUCAGAGAGACGGAGCAGGAGGAGGAGGAGGAGGAGGAAGAGGAGGGGGAGUGGUGGCAGUGAGUGUGUCCAGACCGGAGGCCUACGCCCACCCCGUGCUGCUGGUGGAGGAGAACCGCAGGGACGGACGCUCGGGGCCCGAGCUGCUGCUGAAGGGGGCGCUGCUCCACAGGAAGUUGUCACCACCGUCGCCGCCACCGCCGGUUCUGCGGAGAGCCGAGUGCGGGCGGUCCUGGGGCGGCCGGAGUUGCGACCCCUACCCCAGCCUGGGCGAGGGGCAGAAGAGGACGAGCUCCUCAGGCGACGACGACGACGGCAACGACAUCGCCAGCGUCAGGUCACUACCUGUCACGCGUCUCUCGUCGCCUGUCGUCCUCCUCCUCCUCUUCCUCGGGCUCGUCUUCGUCUUCGGGCUCGUCCUCCAGCUCCAGCCUCUGCUCCUCGGACAACGACUCGUCCUGGAGCUCGGACGACGACGAGGGCUCGCCCCCGCUCAUGCUGCGCAGCUGUAUGCCUUCCCAGCAUGCUUUGCUCCCGCCACCCGCCCCUCCGACGGCAUUCUCCUCCGGGCGCUCCUUCGUGGCCAAGGCAGUGACCAUGUCCAACAGCAGCAGCAGCAGCCCUGUAGCCAACAGGAAGAGGAAAGACCUGCUGCUGUCACUGUCCAGCCCUCCUAGAGAGCUGGCCAAGAGGCCCAGGCUCCACGCAGAUGACUGUUACUCGUCCUGUCCACCCACCCAUCCGGGAAAACAGCCGUGGAAGUGGGUUGGAACCCCCACACAGAGGCGAGGUCUGAAGGGGAGGGCUCGUAAGCUGUUCUACAAGGCGGUGGCUGUGUAAGCAG
Alosa alosa (allis shad) is the source of this 8263-nucleotide messenger RNA. RefSeq names its product BAH and coiled-coil domain-containing protein 1. The record is from RefSeq and is a predicted model, not a curated record. The coding region runs from base 354 to 8096 and encodes 2580 amino acids. NCBI's taxonomy places the organism in Eukaryota, Metazoa, Chordata, Actinopteri, Clupeiformes, Clupeidae. The transcript has 28 exons.